CUGAGAGCAGAGUCUCCAGGGUCCAGCUGUCUGUCUCUGAAGAGUGACUGGUCCAUGGAACCUCCUAUAUUCUUCAGUAAUGAACCUGGACCCUCACACACAAAAGUUCAGGACCACAGACUGAGAGCAGAGUCUCCAGGGUCCAGCUGUCUGUCUCUGAAGAGUGACUGGUCCAUGUUUGAGCCUCCAUGCUUCAGUAAAGAACCUGGACCCUCACACACAGAGGAGAGGAAGAGGAGGAGUCAUGUUUCUGAGGAGGAGCAGUCGUCCUGCUGUGCUUCGUGUCAGGACGUCCUGAAGGAUCCAGUCUCCACCAGCUGUGGACACUGGUUCUGCAGACAGUGCAUCACCUCAUACUGGGACCAGUCUGGUUCUUCAGGAGACCCCUCCUGUCCCCAGUGUGGACAAAGAUCCAGAACAGGAGCUGGAGCAGAUCGUGGUCUACAGGAGGUUUCAGAUGAACAUCAGCUCAGCCUGAGGAGGAGAUUUGAACAUGUGACUGAAGGAAGUGAUGCAACAGGAAGUAGAACCCUCCUCAACAGGAUCUACACUGAGCUCUACAUCACAGAGGGACAGAGUGAAGAGGUUAAUACUCAACAUGAGGUGAGGCAGCUUGAGACGGCUUCCAAGAAGAAGAUCCUCCACGACACUCCCAUCAGGUGCCACGACAUCUUUAAAGCCUCCACUGACCAGCAGAGACGCAUCAGAGUCGUCCUGACCAACGGCGUCGCUGGCGUUGGAAAAACCUUCUCGGUGCAGAAGUUCACUCUGGACUGGGCAGAGGGUUUAGAGAACCAGGAUGUGGUUCUGCUGACUGUGCUUUCGUUCAGGGAGCUGAACCUGGUGAAGGACCAGCAGCACAGUCUCCUCACGCUGCUCCGUGUUUUCCAUCCAGCGUUACAGAAGCUCACGGCAGAGACGCUCGCUGUCUGUAAACCUUUGUUCAUCUUUGACGGCCUGGAUGAAAGCAGACCUUCUCUGGACUUCAACCACAGGGAGCUUGUUUCUGAGGUCACACAGAGGUCAUCAGUCAACGUGCUGCUGACAAACCUCAUCCGGGGGAAUCUGCUUCCCUCAGCUCUCGUCUGGAUAACCUCCAGACCUGCGGCGGCCAAUCAGAUCCCUCCUGCAUGUGUUGACAGGGUCACAGAAGUACGAGGCUUCACUGAGGCCCAGAAGGAGGAGUACUUCAGGAGGAGAUUCAGUGAUGAAGAGCUGAGCAGCAGAAUCUUCUCACACAUCAAGACGUCCAGGAGCCUCCACAUCAUGUGUCAAAUCCCAGUCUUCUGCUGGAUCAGUGCUACAGUUCUGGAGCACAUGUUGACCACAGACCAGAGAGGAGAGCUGCCCAAGACCCUGACUGACCUGUACUCACACUUCCUGCUGGUUCAGACAAAGAGGAAGAACAACAAGUACGGUGAGGGACAUGAGACGACUCCACAGCAGCUGAUGGAGGCUGACAGGGACGUUCUUCUGAAGCUGGGGAGGCUGGCACUUAAACAUCUGGAGGAAGGAAACAUCAUGUUCUACCAAGAAGACCUGGAGCUGUGUGGUCUUAACGUCACAGAGGCCUCGGUGUACUCAGGAGUUUGUACUGAGAUCUUCAGAAGAGAGUGUGUGAUCUUCCAGAAAUCAGUCUACUGCUUUGUUCAUCUGAGUGUUCAGGAGUUUCUGGCUGCAGUCUACAUGUUCCACUGUUACACCGAGAGGAACACAGAAGAACUCAAGAACUUCUUGGGAACAUAUGUGGACACAGACAGUACCUUCUCCCUGGAUGACCUCCUGAUGAGAACCUUGAGGAAAUCCCUCAACAGUACAAAUGGUCAUCUGGACCUGUUUGUUCGCUUCCUUCACGGCCUCAGUCUGGAGUCCAACCAGAGAGUCUUAGGAGGCCUGCUGGGUCGGACGGAGAACAAUCCAGAGAUCAUCCAGAGAGUCAUCAACAACCUGAAGGAGAUGGAGAGUGAUGACAUUUCUCCUGACAGAAGCAUCAACAUCUUCCACUGUCUGACUGAGAUGAACGACCACUCAGUUCAUCAGCAGAUGAAACAGUUCCUGACGUCAGAGAACAGAUCAGAGGAGAAACUCUCUGGGAUCCACUGCUCAGCUCUGGCCUACAUGCUGCAGAUGUCAGAGGAGGUUUUGGAUGAGUUGGACCUGGACAAGUUCAAGACAUCAGCCCAGGGUCGACGGAGACUGAUCCCAGCUGUGAGGAACUGCAGGAAGGCUCGACUCAUUGCUCGUCUCCUCUCAGAGAUUCACUAUGAAGUCGUGGCCUCAGCUCUGAAGUCAGACCCCUCACAUCUGAGAGAACUGGAUCUGAGUGGAAACGACCUGCAGGAUUCAGAAGUGAAGCUGCUGUGUUCUGGACUGGAGAGUCCAAACUGUCGACUGGAGACUCUGAGGUUGCAUUGGUGCAGACUGACAGAGAUCAGCUGUUCUUGUCUGGCUUCAGCUCUGAGGUCAAACCCCUCUCAUCUGAGAGAACUGGAUCUGAGAGACAACUACCUGCAGGAAUCAGGAGUGAAGGAGCUGCUUGAUCUACAGCAGAGUCCAACCUGUCAACUGGAGACUCUGAGCUGGGAGGGGUCUUUGUAUAUCUGAGUGUGAAGAGGACAGUGUGUGUGGACGGAGGCUGAGCUGUGUCCUGAGGAUCCAGAGGCUGAAGCAGCAGCAGCUUGUGUGUAGUCUCCAAUCUACACAACCCCUAAUCUGCAUGUGUUUGUGAGAUGAAGCCGGAGCACCUGGAGAAAACACGUGGAGAACAUGCAGACUCCACACAGGAAGACCCAUCUGAACCGGAUUCAAACCAGCAACCUUCCUGCACCGAUUGUGUUUAUUCACAUGAGGAAUGUGUUUAUUGAAAUGACACAACACAAGCAGAAUAUAUAAUCCCUCUAUAAAGAGUCACAUACAGUGUGUUUAAGUUUGUCUUUAUUAUUCUCCACCUUUGUCCCUCAGUGUGUCUCCAUGUGUGUAGAACCACAUUCUGUGUAGAUGUUUGUUUAUGAUCUUAAAGUUCCAAAGAAGGAAGGCUGCCGUGUCUCCAGCUCUCCCACAGCUCUGCUCUUUUUUCUAUCUUGUUGUUAUUGAUUCUUCUUUAUGUUGCAUUGUGCACUCCGACAAAGCGAGCCCUAUCAUCAUAUGUGAUGGAGAACAACUUCUGCUCAUCGGGUUGACGGUGAGAAACACUUAGUCACCAGUGAAGACCUGGACCCAUCACACAGACUCCAUCAGGGAGACGGCCAGGCAGCGGCUCUUCUCCACAUGGACUCCAGGAUCCAGGUGCAGCACAGAGAGCAUCCUGACAGAAACAUCUUUGACAAACAUAUUUAACGUCUUCUUUGAUUAUUUGUUUAUGUCCAUGUCCCAUCUGCUCACAUGGAGGAGGAGGUUUAUGACCUAUACUGCAGCCAGACACCAGGGGGCAGUGUCAGUCUGGUUCAGCUCAUUUGUUAAUGGUGUGUUGAUGGACUGAUCUGAUUGGAUGUUCCCUAGUGGUUUUUUUUUUUUAUGAAUCUAGUUCCUUUGUUGAGCGCGAGCUGCUGUUUAAAGACGUGUUUGACCUUUGACCUGAGCUGACCCGACAGUUCACUGUGACGAAGAGGAUGAAGAUGUGUAGUAUGCAGGCACGUGCACAGACAUUUUGGGGGGCAGGUGUACAAACCAAAAAAAAAGGGCACCCAUCGCCAAAAUUGUUUAUGAAAUUAAAAAUAAUGAUAAUAAAUCAAUAAAAACUUUCUCAUUCUC
Messenger RNA from Limanda limanda (common dab), 3750 nucleotides. RefSeq names its product NLR family CARD domain-containing protein 3-like. NCBI's taxonomy places the organism in Eukaryota, Metazoa, Chordata, Actinopteri, Pleuronectiformes, Pleuronectidae. Gene Ontology annotation, molecular function: protein binding. The coding region runs from base 55 to 2604 and encodes 849 amino acids. The record is from RefSeq and is a predicted model, not a curated record. The transcript has 7 exons.